GCGUCUAGACUGUGUGUAAGCACUUGCCAUUGACGGAGCCAGACGAUAAUUCAUUGCUGCGCCACACCAGUGGCGCAUGGAAUGCGCCGUGCACUGUGCCGUGUAUGCAAAAGGCCACCUGGCCAUUAAUGGGACCUGCCUAUACCUGAGGCUCCACCACUUUUUGAGGUAUCUAGCCAAUCACAGUUUCGGAAAGAAGCAGUGGACUUCCUAGGCAAAGAUAAGAGCGACCAUGCCUGUUUACGAUGGCUUCGAGCUAGAAACUUUGACGUCCAGCAAGCGAAGACUAUGAUUAGAAAGAACACCACAUGGAGAAAACAGCACAACGUGGACAACAUUCUUACGCACUACCAGCCAAAACCGUUUAUAAAGAAGAAUCUCGUUGGAGGCUGGUGCGGAUUCAAUAAAAAUGGCGGCCCCACCUGGAUCUAUCCUUUAACAGGAUUCAGUGUGACAGAUCUCCUGCGCGGAUCGAGCAGCGCAGAGGUCAUGAAAGAAAUGACCUACCGCUUAGAAGUCAGCGUCAAGCUAAUGGAGGAACAAAGCAUCAAGCUAGGACGCAAUGUCGAAACGCACAUGUUCAUCUUCGAUUUCGGCGGCUUUCCUAUGUCGCAAGCGUUACAUCCUCAAGCAAUCAGUCUGAUGACCGGGUACAUCAGCGUGUACGAAGCCAAUUACCCAGAGAGAAUGCAGGAAGCGGUCUUCAUCAACGUGAUGCCCUUUUUCACCGUUCUGUUCAAUCUGUUCAAGCGCGUCUUGACUAGUAGGACGCUGCAGAAGAUUACAAUUUUCGGAAAAGAUAACUGGAAGGAGUUUCUGCUGGAACGCAUCGACAAGGAGCAGCUUCCAGUAAAAUGGGGUGGCACCAAAACCGAUGAGGAUGGAGACCCCAGGUGUCCGUCUCUGAUAACCGUCCUAACUCCCAUAUCGGAAGAAGAGUUCGCGGAGGCACGGGCGUUAAGGGAGAAGGACUCUACCUGGGUAACCAUUGAUAGACGAGCCCUACACGAAGUUCCUAUCGAAGUACCAAAGAGCGGCCAUACACUAUGGUGGGAGUUCGAGACCGAGCAUCACGACAUCGCCUUCUCCGUGGUCCGAAGGCCAGGUACGGAAGCGCAAGAUGAAGAAGUCGUGCACCCGUGCGAGCGUGUUGAAGCCCACUUUCAGGCGCAAGGAGGCUGCAUCGUCUGUGAUAAACCAGGCACCUAUGUACUGAAGUUCGACAACACGUUCAGCUCCUACCGAAGUAAGAAGCUGGGAUACGUCGUUAGGGUGGAGCCACCGGCACCAGCCCAGACCAUCACAACGCCUCACUGAACCAACCAUGCCAUGAAUAUGUCCUCUGGAAUACUCUACUCAGGAAAGACGGAACCCGUUCACACACAUCUGGCACGUACAAUGAGGCAAAGGCUGUCGCGAUGAAACAUCCGGAUCAUAUAUCAUUCAAAUAAAGUGUUAUCGAGAAAGAA
This is a messenger RNA of Ornithodoros turicata, 1469 nucleotides long. RefSeq names its product SEC14-like protein 2. Bases 289 to 1317 code for a protein of 342 amino acids. The record is from RefSeq and is a predicted model, not a curated record. The transcript is spliced from 12 exons. Lineage: Eukaryota; Metazoa; Arthropoda; Arachnida; Ixodida; Argasidae. Gene Ontology annotation, cellular component: cytoplasm.